AUGGAGCUGCUGCUGGAGCAGUUGGAACGCUUCGCUGAGGUGGUAGCGGUGUCCCGUACGCGCCAUGCGGGCAGUUGGGGGCGCGUGGCCGUGCGCCGCGCCCUGCGCUGGGCCCGCUACCUGCGGCACGUGCACGGGCGCUUCCGCCAUCGCGGCGCUGUGCGGGCGGCGCUGGUGGAGAGGCUACGCAGCCUGCCGCUGCGGCCUGGCCCCGGGGGUGGGAACGCGGCGCACGCGGGACCUUGCUGGGCGCCGGGGCCGCUGCGGAGCUUCGCGGGCCUGGGACGCGGGGACCAGCUGCUGGCGCUGGGGCUGCUCGAGAACGCGGCGCUGCCGGGCCCCGCGCUACACGAGCUGCUGCGGCACCUGCAGCCCGAGCGCGGGGAGCCCGAGGACGAGGCGGGCGAAGAGGGCGGGCUGGGAGACCGCCUGGCCGAGCUGGCUCGCCGCAGGGCCGCCUCCCAGCUGCUGCUGCCGCUGCUCGGCGCCAGCCCGCCCUGGUCUGACCCCGUGCUGCGGAGAACCGAGGCCGAGCUGCUGCUACGGCGGCUCCGAGAAGAGGCCAGGGCUGCGCCCGGCUCCGAGACCCUGCUCCUGGACCGCCUGUGGGUGCAGCUGCCCCAGCCCCGCUGGCUGAAUGUGGUGGCCGAAGCGCUGCUGCUGCCGCUCACGGCCCAGCCCGACGGGCAUGAGGACGAGGAUCCAGAUGAAGAGGACCCAGCGAGCCCAGUGGACCUCAGCCAUAGUGCCGCUACCUCCCUGCUGACCUGGCUCCUGGCAAGGCCCGCCCCACUGGCCGCCUUCUGCCGCCUUCUACCCGCCCCCCUUCUCGCCUCCCUAGCCAGCCACCACUCCUCCCUGGGCGAAGCCUUCCUGGACCUGCUCAGGGACUGGGGCAGCCAGCUCCACUUCGAUCCAGUGCAGGGCGCCUGGGUCGGGGCUGGCCCGGAGGGACUGACCUGGGAGCGCCUCCGGGACUGCUUCCGAGGCUUCUGCCAAUCCCCAAGUCCCCUAAGAAACCAGGCUCGGGCCGUCCUGGACGCCUGCAAGGCUCGGGACGGAGGCUUCGAAGCUCAAGGGCUCAGUGUAUGGACUGACCUGAUGCGAGACAUUGGAGAGGGCGGAGGAUGCUGAGACCAGGGGGGAGAUGCCCCAGGUUCUGGACUUAGUGUCCGGGCCCACAGUGACCUCGGCCUUUGAACUCUAGUUUGUGCUCUCACUGUUUACAUGAACUGAAACCGGCCCUUCAUCCUGAAUGUACACAUUGGGGGAACAGUGCCCCCCAUCUAGACAGCCUGGUCAGCCCCAGAGUGGCUUUAGCCUUUCAACUCAAGGAGGUGUCCUCACAGUUUACAAGAACUGGACAUUCAUGUUGAAUAUACAAGUCUGGAUAUACACAGUAGUGCAAAAGUUAUCCCCAAUACUCUAAAAAAAGUCAAAAUCCUAGUAAACUCAUUCUUUACCGGCACCUUCCAUAAAUUAAAAAUGCCUUUUACUGUUACUAUAUAAUAUUUGCCAAAGAAUAGUCUGUUUGAAAUGACUAAAUGGGCCUUUCCUUUCUGUGCUUAUUUAAGUGUUUUCCUUUACA
This is a messenger RNA of Dromiciops gliroides (monito del monte), 1588 nucleotides long. RefSeq names its product FA complementation group F (gene FANCF). The record is from RefSeq and is a predicted model, not a curated record. Gene Ontology annotation, biological process: interstrand cross-link repair. Bases 1 to 1134 code for a protein of 377 amino acids. Lineage: Eukaryota; Metazoa; Chordata; Mammalia; Microbiotheria; Microbiotheriidae. Gene Ontology annotation, cellular component: Fanconi anaemia nuclear complex. The transcript has a single exon.